ACGGCCCUCGGCACCAACCGCGGGCGCCAUGGACUGGAAGACCCUCCAGAGCCUGCUGAGCGGGGUCAACAAGUACUCCACAGCUUUCGGGCGCAUCUGGCUUUCAGUGGUGUUCGUAUUCCGGGUGCUGGUGUACGUGGUGGCCGCUGAGCGCGUGUGGGGCGACGAGCAGAAGGACUUUGACUGUAACACCAAGCAGCCGGGCUGCACCAACGUGUGCUACGACAACUUCUUCCCCAUCUCCAACAUCCGCCUCUGGGCCCUGCAGCUCAUCUUCGUCACCUGCCCCUCGCUGCUCGUCAUCCUGCACGUGGCCUACCGCGAGGAGCGCGAGCGGCGCCACCGCCAGAAGCACGGCGAGCAGUGCGCCAAGCUGUACGACAACGCGGGCAAGAAGCACGGCGGCCUCUGGUGGACCUACCUGCUCAGCCUCGUCUUCAAGCUCGUCAUCGAGUUCCUCUUCCUCUACGUGCUGCACACACUCUGGCACGGCUUCGCCAUGCCCCGCCUGGUGCAGUGCAGCAACGUGGCGCCCUGCCCCAACACGGUGGACUGCUACAUCGCCCGGCCCACUGAGAAGAAGGUCUUCACCUACUUCAUGGUGGGCGCCUCGGCCAUUUGCAUCGUGCUCACCAUCUGUGAGAUUGUCUACCUCAUAUUCCACAGGGUGCUGCGGAGCAUGCACAAGGCCAAGCACCCAGGAGGCCGCAGCCCCUCAUCCUCCGCCAGCCGGGCCUCCACCUGCCGCUGCCACCACAAGCUGCUGGAGUCUGCGGAGCAGGACCCCAGUCUGGGCAAUGACAAGCUGCAGGCUUCAGCACCCAACCUGACCCCCAUCUGA
Messenger RNA from Elephantulus edwardii (Cape elephant shrew), 841 nucleotides. RefSeq names its product gap junction protein, beta 3, 31kDa (gene GJB3). The transcript has a single exon. Bases 29 to 841 code for a protein of 270 amino acids. The record is from RefSeq and is a predicted model, not a curated record. Gene Ontology annotation, cellular component: connexin complex. Gene Ontology annotation, biological process: cell communication. Lineage: Eukaryota; Metazoa; Chordata; Mammalia; Macroscelidea; Macroscelididae.